This is a messenger RNA of Xenopus tropicalis (tropical clawed frog), 987 nucleotides long. Its product is annotated as transcription cofactor vestigial-like protein 4. NCBI's taxonomy places the organism in Eukaryota, Metazoa, Chordata, Amphibia, Anura, Pipidae. The transcript has 5 exons. The record is from RefSeq and is a predicted model, not a curated record. Bases 55 to 816 code for a protein of 253 amino acids. Gene Ontology annotation, biological process: regulation of DNA-templated transcription.
GCACCCACAGCACCCACAGCACCCACAGCACCCACAGCACCCACAGCACCCACUAUGGCCGUCUCCAGCCUGCAGUACUCUAUGGGCAUCUCCAGCGGGUUUAAAGUCUACAUCCUGGAAGGGCAGCACAGCUCUCGGGAUCCAGAAAGGCUGCGGCCCCUGAACAACCACGGGAUCCCAGUGUAUCCAAUCAAACGCAAGCUCAGCCCGGACCCGCCAAGGAUUGCCAAGAGAAUGUGCCCCAUGAGCGCCCCCAGCAGGGUGAAGCCCAACCCCCCUCCUGUGAGUGUAAGGGCCCCGGCUGGAGCCCCCCUGCUGAACAACUGCGGCCCCCAUUUCAGCUUGGAGCAGGUCCUCAGAAGGCUGAUGCCCACAAAGGCUGCCAUGGAGAGGCCGGUGCCCGCUGCCAGCCCAGACGAACAGCCCCUGGCACUGGUGAAAAGGGCACAGAAACCCAGUGAGCAAGCACAACCCUCGCCAGCCCUCCUGCAGCAGAUGCGACCAUCUGUCAUUACUUGUGUCUCCAGGCAAAAGCCAGUGGCCCAACCUCCUACAGAAGCAGCGAAUCCCUCCAGGACCUGUGUGACUAAAGGUCUAUCCAGAACGCCAUCACCUGAUGUAGAAGAUCACUUCCAGAGAAGCCUGGCCUUGGCUCACAAGCGGCCGAUUGCUCCUCGGCCAAUCCCAACGCCCCAGUCCAGCAGUAUCUCCGUAGAGGAACAUUUCUCCAAAGCUCUGGGAUCCAAGUGGCUGUUGAUCCGAGCGGCCGCCGACUCUCCCUCCUCCCCAGAGGGCCGGGGCAGGAGGCUUGUCUAGGGUCUCUCUGGCCAGCAGGACUGUAAAUGGACUUGUACAGUGUAAAUAUAUUUAUUGGGUUGGACGGAGUUGGGGGGAGGGGCUGUUCUGCGGGUUUGGGGGGCGGGGUUUGUGGGGCCAAUGUUUGUACAAAAGGAAAUUCUUUAUCUCUUGAAUAAAUUGAGAAAAUAA